Molecule: messenger RNA, 2115 nt
Organism: Ostertagia ostertagi
Lineage: Eukaryota; Metazoa; Nematoda; Chromadorea; Rhabditida; Trichostrongylidae
Source: the annotation of a GenBank genome assembly
AUGACAAAAUGGGCGAAAUUCUUACUUUGUCUGGUGAUAUUCCAUGAUGUUUUCAGCGUUCAUUACUGGAAAAUCAGCGAUGACAAGAAGAAAAUCGAAGCUGUGCCAGACUCGCCAUACACAUUAGCUUAUCCUGGAUCGUUGGUGGAUUUUCUGCGGCAAGUGGAUAGCGUAAAGAAAUUCGGCAAAACCUAUGUUGAACUGAGUAAUGUGCUUAAAUCGAUAAAUGCUCGGGAAGCUCGAGAUGACCCGGAAAUCGAAAAACGUCUACAAGCUGAAAGUGAGCAUUGCAAGUUGGUCGGCAGUGUCGGACUGGAUCGGAGUAACUUCAAAACUUCCUACUCUGCUGAGCUAUGUCCUGACUUUCAUAAAUAUUAUGAAAGGUACACGGCUUUUGUAAAGGAGUAUUUCGAUAUGGCACCUGAUGACGAAAAGCUUCUACCACGAUGCCGCCAGUGGCAUCAAGAAAGCCAAUUAAAAGGCCUUCCGAAGGAGGCGAACGAUCAGCAGCUGAAGACGCGAAUCCCUGAUUCGGACUAUGCUGAGAUUCUUAAAGGCUAUUUCCCACAUGUGAAGAAGCUCGUCUCGACGGCAUCACCAAGAUAUGGAGCGAUCAUCGCCAAAUUAUUGUCGCAUCAAUUCGAGACCAUUAGCGCUCAUCCAUACCUACACUUGGCGGCAGCCGCGUACUGGCGUCAAGUCGGCGAUCUACAUGAAGCGCUUAGUUGCUACAAGACAGCUGUGACCUAUGCAGAAAAAAUGAUAUCGAAAGGUGAAGAGGGCGGUCAGCUAAGCCUGGAUGCUAUUUAUGUUGCCGUGGCCACAUUAUUCAAUAAGCAUUCGUUCACGAUGGCCGAUCCAAACGGUCACAGUCCAUGCGUCUUUCUGAAGGCGCAAGCGGCAAUGGCCGAUGCGGCGUAUUUGAAGUUGGACGCUUCACGGGUCAAUGGCAUUCAAGUGGAGCAAGUAGCUGACUUUGCCCGUAUAGUCACCUAUUUCUCCGAUCCCUUUAUUAGGCAACUGCUUGUCCCACCCAAUGAUUCGAACUAUGUGGCUGAACUGCUGAAGUUCCAUGAGGUUUUGCUGAAGAAACUUGGUGCAAUGAGCUGCCAGAUUGAUCUGUUUGUGGAACUAGCGAAGCAAAAGGAAAACCUGGACCAUCUGGUUUCUGAGAAGUUGCGCUUCAACGAUAUUUAUGGAGACCAGAUGAAAAUAGCCGACCAAAUACGUGAUCGAAUGGUAAACGAGAGAACACGACAAUCCCUUAUAUUGGGUUACGAGGAGGCCAAGUAUGGAUAUAAUCCGUAUCGAAUUUGUCGAGUGAUCAGUGCGAAACGGUUUCCGCGCUCUAAUCAUCCCGGCAAUUUGGUACCUACUUAUCACUGUGAAGUGACGGAUCCUGUAGCUUAUGAAGAGUCGAUGAUGCCGUUGAGGAAGGCAACAACGAAGAAUAGACCACCGUUGAAUGACACCGCAUGGAAUGUUGCUGAAGUCUUCGCCACCGACAAAGUAUUCGAAAAAAAAAAAGGCGUAAAGGUCGCUACGUGGGAAAAUGCCGCUGGAACCUCAGAUGCCGAAGAAAUAUCCUUACGACAGUUUAGUGCAACAUGGUCAACAGUACGUGAUCGUUUUUGGCGACGUGCCGAUUGGCCGUCAAGCGUCGAUUGUCAGGCAAUAAUCUCACGAACGGAUAUCUUCAAUCCCAGAUGGUUCCCACAGGUGUUCAUCAGCCCAGAGAACAAAGGCUUCAUAAUUGCUGAUUAUUUGACAAAAGGCAUCGGUUUGGAACCACAUGAAGAUCAUCCUUUGCCAUGGCGUGAGCCGUACUGCAAGGAGGUCAACAUGGUUGGACACGAAACUGAUUUUCUUUCCGGUUUGGUUACAGCCGUAAAUACCCGGCCAUCGAAGGAAUAUGCUGAAGUUCGGCUGAAAACAAUAUUGGUGCGACUGGCUGAUCGCAUUAUGGAAGACAUCGAAAUUGCGCAAAGAAUUCGAUCGAUGAUGGAGAAUGACAUUGGUCCGAGGUGGUUAGCUGUCAAUCUGGCGGCGUUGUACUGGCGUGUGAAAGGCAAUCCCAAACAAGCAGCCUUCUGUCUCAUCGAGGCGAUCCUGCAG